This is a messenger RNA of Juglans microcarpa x Juglans regia, 2258 nucleotides long. Its product is annotated as calmodulin-binding receptor-like cytoplasmic kinase 3. Bases 598 to 2094 code for a protein of 498 amino acids. Gene Ontology annotation, biological process: protein phosphorylation. The record is from RefSeq and is a predicted model, not a curated record. Gene Ontology annotation, molecular function: protein kinase activity; ATP binding. The transcript is spliced from 10 exons. Lineage: Eukaryota; Viridiplantae; Streptophyta; Magnoliopsida; Fagales; Juglandaceae.
GGUUGUGCUGUGUUGUAUUGUGCAAAACGAGAGCGAUCGACAGUAGCGCCUGCCAUUUGUUUACAUCAGAGUCCAUACUCUGCUUUCCUCGACGUGUUAGGCCGGUCUUACUUUACAUCUAUGGUGCUCGCUUUUUGAUGCUUGAGCUGCCUCUGUUCACUUCACGUUUGGUUCUCUGACAUGUAAUACAGUUUCUUUUGGUGUACUUGUGGAUUCAUCUUUGGAAGCCGCUCACUGGUGGUGGAUGCUUUGCUUGAUUUCUCAGUAGACAGCAAAAGAUUGAGCUUACAUUUAUGGAGGGUUCUGACACUAGUUGAACCUACAUGUAUGCUAUUUGAAGCCUUGAGUUAAAUUUAUCAGUGGCUGUUGAACUAUCACGCUGCAUUUCUGGCUCUCGUCCUAUCCGGAUUAUCAAUGUUAUGGCUUUGGUGUAAUUGAUAUGGACUUCUGGAUGACUUUUUAAGUUCUGGGAGAUAAGGGUUUCUAUUUAUGCAUCUCCCUUUCAGUCUUUGCAUGGUGGUGACUAACAGAAAGCAGAUAUGCUUUGAUUAUUAUUUAGCCCUCAAACUUGGAAAUUGAGUGCAUUGUUCAUUGACAAUGGAUAUGACUGUGUUAAGUCUGUUGUUGUUGGUGCAAUUACCAAGAAUAUAUUCCUCGGAGUUUUUCGAGUCAAAGGUUUGUGGCGCUGAUCGCAUAGCCUAUUCAUAUUCGAAUGGUUGUGAACUGUUUUACAUAAAUGGAAAUGCAGUCGACAAAGUUUUGUUCUGUGAUGCCCUCCAAACUUAUCGUGCAAAUGGUUGCAAAUUUGAGGGAUACCUCGGAAGUAAUCAAUGUGGAUUGGAGUUUUCACCAGCUUAUUUGGCCUUUAAGAUGGGAAGGAAACUUUUGCAAAAGGAGCUAGGGGAAAGAUUAGCAAUUGACACUCAGAGAAGGCGUGUCAAUAGUUCCAAAUGGCUGUCAUCCCCAAAAAUAGCUGGCAUGGCAACAACAGGAGUUUUGGUUUUGUGUUGUAUUUUCCUCUGUGCCUUCUUUCAUAAGAAAAAAAAAGCAGCUUCCCACGCUGUUCUUGCUAAGGACCCAUAUUCAAUAGAUUCGGCUUCUUCUUCUGAUGUGAAUUGUGCUUCCGAAAAGAUUCCUACCAUGCCAGUACCACCUAGUCCUUCCAGAUUCUCAUUGUCACCAAAACUCACAAGACUGGGAUCAUUACACCUCAAUUUUAGUCAGGUUGUCAAAGCGACAGGCAAUUUCUCACCAUCAUCACGAAUAGGUGAAGGAUGCUUUGGAACUGUCUACAGAGCCCGACUAGAAGAUGGCCAGGUGGUUGCCAUAAAACGGGCAAAGAAGGAACUCUUUGUCAGUAGUGAAGUUGAACUUCUGGCCAAAAUUGAUCAUCGAAACCUAGUCAAGUUGCUAGGUUAUAUCGACAGAGGAAAUGAACGCCUUAUCAUCACAGAACAUGUGCCAAACGGUACUCUAAGAGAACAUUUGGAUGGUCAGCGUGGGAAGAUCCUGGAUUUCAAUCAGCGACUCGAAAUUGCCAUUGAUACUGCUCAUGGCCUAACUUAUCUCCAUCAAUAUGCAGAGAAGCAAAUUAUCCAUCGGGAUGUGAAAUCGUCCAACAUCCUUCUUACAGAAAGCAUGAGAGCCAAAGUGGCUGAUUUUGGAUUUGCAAGGCUUGGUCCAAUGGAGUCUGAUCAAACACACAUUUCUACCAAAGUGAAAGGGACAGUUGGCUACCUAGAUCCUGAGUACAUGAGGACCUAUCAACUCACCACCAAGAGUGAUGUCUACUCAUUUGGGAUUUUACUCAUGGAGAUUCUGACAGGCCACCGUCCUGUGGAUAUGAAAAGACCUGCUGAAGAUCGGGUGACACUUAGAUGGGCCAUUAAGAAGUAUAAUGAAGGAAGUGUGGUAGAAUUGGCAGACCCUUUGAUGGAGGAAGUCGUCGAUUCUGAGAUACUUACGAAAAUAUUUUCUUUGGCAUUCCACUGUGCAGCACGUACUCGAGAUGAUCGCCCGGACAUGAAAUCAGUGGGAGAGCAGUUGUGGGCAAUAAGGGCAGAGUACCCUAAGAGUGCAAGGAGAGGGCGUUGACUGAAAUCCGAGAGUUGGCAUUUGUAAAUCAGUUUGUGUUGUCUUCAGCUUUACACCAUGAAGCAGAUUUUUCCUACGAAAUAAACCUUACUUUGGAGCUUUUCUUAAUUUCUUGCUUUACUCUGCAUUCAUGAACACAUAUGAAGACUUGUAUUGUUUUCCAA